Saitoella complicata NRRL Y-17804 is the source of this 710-nucleotide messenger RNA. Its product is annotated as CinA-domain-containing protein. Lineage: Eukaryota; Fungi; Ascomycota; Saitoellomycetes; Saitoellales; Saitoellaceae. The record is from RefSeq and is a predicted model, not a curated record. The coding region runs from base 101 to 631 and encodes 176 amino acids. The transcript is spliced from 2 exons.
CCAUUGCCCCCACAUGAACACCAGAACUCUGCGUUUCUUGUCUCGAUCGCUUCUACUCUACCAUACAACUCAUCGUUCAUUCACCACCACAGCAAUAAAAAUGUCCGCCCCCUCCCUCCCCCACCAAAUCAUCUCCUCCCUACGUUCCCUCCACCAACCCCUCCCCCUCGCAACAGCCGAAUCCUGCACCGGCGGCCUCAUCGCAAACGAACUAACCGAUAUUCCCGGGUCCUCCGAAGUCUUCCGCAUCGGCGUUGUAGCGUACUCGGAAGAGGCGAAAGAGGGGGUGUUGGGGGUUGCACGGGAGACGAUUAGGGAAAAGGGAGUUGUUAGUGAGGAGGUUGCUGUUGAGAUGGCCAAAGGCGCACGACUACAAGCCCUCAAAACCCUCUCCGAUUCAACACCAAACCUCGCCUACGGCAUCUCAACAACCGGCGAACUCGGCCUCGGCUCCCAACAAGACACAGCUUGGCUCGCAAUCGUUGGUCCCGAAGAAUCACGCAUAAGAACGAAAUUAUUGAAGGGCGACCAGAUCAGAUGGGAUCGGAAGACGAAUAAGUUGGUUACAGCGUAUGAGGCGUUGGAGCUAUUGAGAGAGCAGAUUGAGGGGUGGAAGAAAGACUCAGAUUAAGCAUAGGGUAUAAAGAGUUCUGCAUGUAGCCCUUAAAGUUGUGACGACUAAUAUCAUGAAGUACACUAACUCCAUACUA